Messenger RNA from Paramecium pentaurelia, 1201 nucleotides. The record is from the annotation of a GenBank genome assembly. NCBI's taxonomy places the organism in Eukaryota, Ciliophora, Oligohymenophorea, Peniculida, Parameciidae.
AUGAUUCAUCAAAAUCUAGCCUUUGGUAAUUUAAUAACAUAAAAUCAACUGGAAAGGCUUGCAAAAAAAUAAAAAAUAUUGCUUAAAUCACCUCAAUUGAAGAAUGAUAAAAAAAUGAAACCUAAAAGGUUAUUUAGAUCAAUUAGUUUCAAGACUGAACUAUAUGCAUUAUUAUUAUCAACAUCUAAAAAUAAGCCAACAAAGAGUUCUAUGUUUUUGAAACCACCUAUAGAUAAGAAUUUUUUAAAGAGACUCCCUUCUAAACUUAAUCCAUAUGAAGCCUUGGUUAAGAGUGAAAAAUCAAUUGCCAGCACUUAAAGAAGAAGCAGUGCACCAUAUAUCAAAAUUAUAAGGAGGUGGAGUUAUCAUGAAAUAUAAAGUGAAAAAUAAAGACGUCUUAAUAAUAAAGUUCAUAAAACUACCAUUAAAUAUCAUUAUAUAACUGCAGAAAAAGCUAAAAAGAAAAAGCUUAACCGAUUGAGAAUGCAAUAUAGUAAUAAAUUCUGUAAUAAUAGAAUUCAUUAGUAGACUAUAAAAAAAUAAAAUUAAAAAACUUCGUAGUAAAACGCUCCCCUUGGCUCCAUUCAUUCGGAUGAGACAUACUAGAGCAAAAACGAUUGCUGAAGAAUAACAUUAGGGUCCAAUAUUAAAUUUAGAGGAGUAAUUAAAAAGAAAGAUAGAUAUACUUAUUAUGUUAAGAAAGGGGGCAAUGCGAAGACAUACUUGUUUUUAAAUGCCAAAAAAGAGUGUAUUAGUUUCAAAAGAAAAAUUAAUAAAUUAUUAAAAAUAGCUUUCUCAAUAUUUAGUCAAAACAUAAUAAGAAACUGAAAGUUAUGUUGAAUUUUCUCCUGCUUUAGAUUAAAUUCGAGCAUAUCAAAGAAGAGUGAACUUUACUGAUAGAAAAUAAUCAUUAAAAAUAGCUCAGCCGAAAAAGAAAAGCUUUAUAUCUGGUAUGCUUAAGAAAAAAUCACAUAGUAUCAUCACAUCCUAUAUUACUAAUAAAGCAGUAACUUUGAAUUCUGAAUAGUAAUCACUUAUGUUAAAACCAUUAAAUUAAUUGAUUAAAAAAAAGACACAUUUAGUUCAUGAUAAAAUUGUAAAUAAUUAAUCUUGGUCAGAUAAAACUUUGAUGAAAAGAAGACCAAAUUUACUUAUAAAAUUAUAACCUUAUUUAUCAAAAUAAGAAAUUGUUAAAUGUUGA